UGAACCGAUCAUAGGGUGUACAGUAACCCUUCCCCGUCCCCCCUGCUUCAGCUAACCAACCAACAUUACAGUACCAACAACCCCUCGGGGUUUGCAAUCUCACCUCAUAUUACUUAUGGUCCGGAUACUUUCAUCCGAUAUAUAAAUAACAGACUCAAUCACCUUUCUCUUCAAGGAGACGGAUAGAAAGUUAACAAGAUCGAUAAUACUGUAAUAUCAACAUGGUAAAUUUCUCCAUCGUAACAUUCCUUUCGUGAUACCCCAGACUGAUCCUACCAGACAUCUCAGAAAAACAAGAAACAACAUCUAAGGCCCACAACCAUAUAUGAUCGGAAGCAACUCGGGGAAGGCACUACAUUCCUCCCCGGAAAGAAAGACCCUUCAGUAGCUCAUCUCAUCAACCAUAUCCUCAAAAAUGGAUACGUGAUACUCCCAUCUCUCUUCACCAAAGCUCAAGUCGACGCAGCAAAUGCAGAACUAGCACGCCUCCAAUCCUUGAAUGACUCAGGACCCGCAGUCAAAGGGGGGAGAAACCCCUUCGAAGGAUUCAAUACUAGUAGGAUCUACGCUCUUGCCGACAAGAGUCGUAUAUUUGAUUGUUUUCCGAUUCACGAGACGAUUUUGAAGUUGAAUGAUUAUUUCCUGGAGCCGAAUUAUCUUUUGACAAGUUGGCAAACGGUCGAUGUUGGUCCUGGUUCGAAAAGACAGGAGAUGCACAAUGACGAUGGGUUAAUACAUUUGCCACGGCGGAGACCUUUGAUGGGUAUCGUAUGUAAAUUUGUAUCCAGAGUCAAAAUUAAUGAGUAUCACUGACUAGAAGGAACAGGGAACAAUGGUCGCCCUCGACGAUUUCACGGCCUCAAAUGGAGCAACAACCCUCAUACCUGGCUCUCAUCUUUGGUCUGAUGACCAGCAGCCUACUCGCGAAGCGAUGGUACCAGCAAUCAUGCCUUCUGGUUCAGUCGUCUAUUUUCUAAAUACCGUCUGGCACGGCGGUGGUGAAAAUACGUCUGAUAAGACGAGAAGAAGCUUUACUAUCCAGUAUUGUCAGCCUUGGAUUAGAACCACGGAAAAUAUGACGGUUGCUACAGGUUGGGAAAAAUUGGAUGAGAUCCCAAAGAGGUUAUUGGGGCUGUUGGGUUUCUCUACACAUGAUUUUAUGGGGUAUGUUGAUGGGCGAAGUCCGAGAGCGGGAGUGGAGAUGCGGAAGGAGAGGCUAAUUGAAUGGGGUUUGGAGAGGGAGAGGGAGAGAAAGAAGAAGGUGAGUUCAAAGCUGUGAGUUGAUCGGUAAUAAAAAGCUUGAAUGAGUAUGAAUUAGGCGAGCUCGAAAAGAGAAUAGCCGAGUGUAUAUCGUGACAAUUUAACAUGAUAUAAGUCAGUUCGGAUUACUAUCUUAUGAAGCUAGUGAACGAAAAAUUUUGCUUCGUAAAUGAAUGCCAGACUUUUGCAAAGGGCCCAAGUUAUUACUGCACUACAUGUAUCUUACACGCCUUUACAAGUCAUCAUGGUGAACAGAAUAAUUGUCGUGGUAAAUAUCAACAAAGCUCAACCAAUUCAAAGAUAUCGAUUGAUUAAUUUGAUGUUACGAGUCUUUCAGAAAAAAACCGUUCAUGAAAGUACUCGUACACAGAGAAAUCGAAGUGACGUAGUGUUUACAGGUGCGGCGGUGAGCCCACAAGGUUUCUGCCGCGGGGCUCAUAAAUUGUCCCGACCCUCCAAACUUGACUCACUUCACGACAUACUAGACAGCACAACCUUUACCAAUCGACAGAUUCGCAAUUACAGGAUACAGCGAUACUCCGAAAGAUAUGCCAAAAGUAUAUCUACUCGACUAUGUCGCCGGCAACGUGCGGAGCUUAGUCAAUGGCAUAGAGAAAGUGGGGUAUACGAUUGAAUGGAUCAAAUCGCCCGAGGAUAUCGAGAAAGCAGAUGUGAGUCAAUUCAAUGGAUUCUUUGUAGAUUUUUUUCGAAAUUGUUCAAGAUCUCUCUCGCGUAACGGAUCAGGAUCUCAAGCUAAUACUUUUCCUCUGCCAUAGAAACUCAUCCUCCCAGGCGUUGGUCAUUUCGGCCACUGCAUGACGCAGUUCUCAAAAGCAGGCUACCUCCCCGCAAUCCGAAAGCAUAUCGAAUCCGGCAAACCUUUCAUGUCGAUAUGUGUCGGACUUCAAGUUCUCUUCGAAGGCUCAUCGGAAAGUCCCUCUGUCGCGGGCCUCGGUUUCAUCAAGGGCCAUCUCGAUCGCUUCAACGAUUCCUCGAAAUCCGUACCGCAUAUCGGUUGGAACAGCGCAAAUACAGAUGAUAAACAGGUUUAUGGCUUGCGACCGAGCUCAAAAUAUUACUAUGUCCAUUCGUAUAAGGUUCCGUAUGUGAAGGGGGAGCUGGAAGCACAAGGAUGGACGGUAGCUACUGCUAGAUAUGGGGAUGAGGAGUUCGUGGGUGCUGUUGCAAAGGGAAAUAUUUUGGCGACUCAAUUCCAUCCUGAGAAGAGUGGUGUAGCUGGUCUACGGGUUCUGAAAGCUUUCCUGGACGGAAAACAAGACAGUGGUGUCGCUGGACUAAAAGCCGUGCAGGAAGGUCUGACGAGAAGAGUUAUCGCUUGUUUGGACGUGAGAACAAAUGAUCAAGGUGAUCUAGUUGUUACGAAAGGCGACCAGUACGAUGUUAGGGAAAAGGGUGAGGGGGGUAAUGUUAGAAAUUUGGGGAAACCCGUUGAGAUGGCUAGGAAUUAUUAUGAGCAAGGGGCGGAUGAGGUUACUUUUUUGAACAUUACCAGUUUUCGGGAUUGUCCGCUGGCUGAUUUACCAAUGCUGGAAAUCUUACGAAGGACUUCAGAGACAGUUUUUGUACCUCUGACGAUUGGUGGUGGUGUUAGGGAUACUACUGAUACUGAUGGGACAAAGGUUUCGGCCUUGCAAAUUGCGACGAUGUAUUUCAAGAGUGGUGCGGACAAGGUUUCAAUAGGGUCGGAUGCUGUCACUGCAGCUGAAGAGUAUUAUGGUGCUGGAAAGAGGUUAUCAGGAAAAACGGCUAUUGAGCAGAUAUCACAAGCUUAUGGUAAUCAAGCUGUGGUUGUCAGCGUUGACCCGAAACGAGUCUACGUUUCCAAUGCCUCGGAAACGAAACAUAAUACCAUUACUACGACAUUUCCAGGACCAAAUGGAGAGUCUGUAUGUUGGUACGCAUGCACCAUCAAAGGUGGACGAGAAACUCGAGAUAUCGAUGUCGUUGAACUUACCCAGGCCGUCGAAGCAAUGGGAGCUGGGGAAAUCUUACUGAAUUGCAUCGACCAAGACGGAACGAACAGCGGAUUUGAUUUCGGGCUGAUAAACCAAGUUAAGGGAGCGGUCAAGAUACCAGUUAUUGCUUCUAGUGGUGCUGGGAAUCCGGGUCAUUUUGAGGAAGUGUUUGAUCAGACGAGCACGGAUGCUGCUCUCGGGGCUGGAAUGUUCCACAGAGGGGAGUAUACUGUUAAGGAUGUUAAGGAAUUUUUGGAAGCGAAGGGGCUAAUGGUCAGGAGGUUUGAGAGCGAGAUAUAGAUUUCUUUAACACGAUUUAAUUGAAUACGAAGCAAAUGUCGCGGAUUUUGAAGGUAAUGUACUUCAAGAUGUAAUCCAGCAGUAAGUUUUCUUUUGUUUGUCUGGCGCAUCGAUGUAGUACCUCUUCUUCACAUAGUAUAAGCUAAUUUACUUCUCCCAAGUUUCAAGCUUCGAUCUUCCUCAAAAAUCAUUUGCGCUCCUCAGACUCAC
This is a messenger RNA of Hymenoscyphus albidus, 3746 nucleotides long. The record is from the annotation of a GenBank genome assembly. NCBI's taxonomy places the organism in Eukaryota, Fungi, Ascomycota, Leotiomycetes, Helotiales, Helotiaceae.